Myzus persicae (green peach aphid) is the source of this 2416-nucleotide messenger RNA. Its product is annotated as kinetochore protein SLK19-like. NCBI's taxonomy places the organism in Eukaryota, Metazoa, Arthropoda, Insecta, Hemiptera, Aphididae. The record is from RefSeq and is a predicted model, not a curated record. The transcript is spliced from 11 exons. Gene Ontology annotation, cellular component: cytoplasm. Gene Ontology annotation, biological process: axoneme assembly. The coding region runs from base 1 to 1947 and encodes 648 amino acids.
AUGGAUAAUUAUAAAUUAAGAAACAAACAAAAAACAUUGGAAAUUGAUAAAAGUGUUGAAAAUAUUCAAAGAGAUGAUAUUUCCAUUGAAAAUCCUGUUGAAUAUACAUCAAAUAUAAAUACAUUUCUGGAUAAUAAUAAAAGUAAUGAUCUUAUUGCAAAAGAACAACUUGAAAAUGUAUUAAAUCAGCAAACUAAUGUAGCAGAUCCAACUUCACACCCAGAAUUACUAGGUUUUGAAAAUAUGUCAUCUGAAUUAGAAGAAAAUCUAGUUGAUAAUUAUUAUUCGCAUGCCCUAGAAACUGAAUCAGAAACAUGCAAAAACAGUUCAGAUGAUGGUAUAUCAUUAGGGUUUGAAAGCAUAAAUACUUCAGCUUUAAAAAGACAACUAGAUUGUAGUCAAGGACUUUUAAAAGAACUACUUAAGUAUGAAAAAGAACAAGAAAUCACAUUUAAUGAUUUGUUAUUAUUGUCGUUAACACAAGAAAUUCUUCGAUUGGAAGAUCGCAUGAAACAAUUAGGCGAACAAGCAGAGACUAAGUAUAAUGAAAGAGAAUUUUUGAGACAAAAAGUUAUGGACAAUUCAACAGAUCUUGAUGCUAUUAAUGAAGAUAAUGCUAAGAUUACAUUAUUAUGGAAUGAUGUUUUAAUUAGUAUUCAACAACGUGAUAAAUGUUUCCUAAAGACAAAAAAUGAUUUUCAAUUGAAACGAGAACAUAAUAACUUACAAAAUAAUUUUAAAACAUAUUUAGAUAAAUUCAACUGUUUGAAAGAAGAAUAUUCUAAGCUUAUACAAAUGACAGAAUUUCAACACCAAAACUUAGAUCAAGUUACAUUGAUAAAUAACAAAAUAUCAGAAAUUAAAGUUCAAAAUAAAGAGCAUGAAUUAUUAUUAGUUGAAGUUGAGAACAAUUUAUCUAAGGAGUUAUUAAAACUAGAACAAUGCCGUACAACAAGUUUUAAUUUAGAACAAGAUAUAGUAGAAAACACUAAAUAUCUGAAUGAUAAAGGAUUAGUAUUGUCUACGUUAGAUUCUGAAUUGAAGAAAUUAUAUACUGAGAUUCAAAAUAAAACAAAACACAUUGAUUUAGAAAAUAAACAAUUGGAAGUAGUGAAAAAAUUACAUGAUGAAGGUUAUAUCUUGACUCCUCAAAUGGAAAUUGAUCAAGUUAGAAAUAAAAUUGAUGAAGUAGUAAAAGAAACCAAUUUCAUAAAACAAUCUUGGAUUCAAAAACAAAAUAAAAAUGUACAAUUAUUAGCUCAACUUAAUAAUCAGUUUAAUGAACUAGUAAAAGUACGCAAAUAUGAUUUAGUAAUGGAUACAAAAAAUAAAAAACUAGAAAAAGAAAUUGUUUCUUUAUCCAAAGAAGUUUAUCAGUAUAAACAAAUACUUACAAACAUGAGAAAUACAAUUGUGAAACUUAAUGAACGUUUUAGCCAAAAUAAAGGGAAAAGUAAUAUGCUUUUGAAUGAAAAUGAAUGGAUACAGUGUUCUUAUUUAGCUGAAUUAAAGGAAAAUGAGAAGUUGUGUUUAGAAUACAUGGAUCAAUUAAAGUUAUUAAAAAAUGAACUGAAUGAAUUAAAAAAUGUGUACAUGGAAAAACAAUGUGAAAGCAAAUCAUGGGAUACCAAACUUCUAUUGCUUAUUGAAAUUAAAAAAGAAAUUAAGAACAAAGAAGGUGAUUUAGGUGAUAUUGAUAUUAUGAAAAAUGAAAUUCAUAGAAUGCAGAUAAGAGAAUGUCAAUUGAAAAAGAUAUUGGAAAAAAUAAUGUUAGAUUUAGAAGUAUGCAUAACAAAACGUGAAACAAUUUACAAUAAAGUUGCAGCUAAAGAUAUUCGUUUAAAGGGGAAAAAUGAAGCUAAACAAAAAUUUUUGAAACAGCUUGACUAUCUGAAAACAAAUAUCAAAAAAAUUAAAACAGUAACUAUACUAAUGUAUUAUUAUUAAACUUCAAUUAUUAGGCAUUAGUAACAUUAUGACCUAUAUUUUACUAUUAGGACUAUAUCAAACUAUAGCAAAUGCAUUAGGUAUAUCGUAUAUGUUUGUAUAGGUAUAUCUUUUGUCCGAUAUACCCAAAACAAACCAUACAACUCUAGCAACAUCGUAGCAACUCGUCACUACAAAAAGUUUCACUCCAAACUACACCUAAACCAAAACCUUCUUAUUUCUCGCAUGUCCUCUUUAACCAUCCCCAGCAACCCUCCUAGAAGGUUAAAAAGAAAAUGGACAAGAGACGCCCUUGCCUAACACAAUAAUAAAAAAAAAACGGUCUCCAUUGAGAACCCACCAUUAUUAGGAGGUACUGUUGAUGGACGGUUUUCCCCCCUCAAGUCAUCAAGUCAUGUAUUAUACUACCUUAUCAAAUUUACUUAUUGUACUACUUGUUGUAUAGAUUGUAAAUAUUGCAUUAAAAAAA